Messenger RNA from Oreochromis aureus, 2587 nucleotides. It is a transcript of the gene ippk, whose product is annotated as inositol 1,3,4,5,6-pentakisphosphate 2-kinase. Gene Ontology annotation, molecular function: ATP binding; inositol-1,3,4,5,6-pentakisphosphate 2-kinase activity. Bases 176 to 1642 code for a protein of 488 amino acids. Gene Ontology annotation, cellular component: nucleus. NCBI's taxonomy places the organism in Eukaryota, Metazoa, Chordata, Actinopteri, Cichliformes, Cichlidae. Gene Ontology annotation, biological process: inositol phosphate biosynthetic process. The record is from RefSeq and is a predicted model, not a curated record. The transcript has 14 exons.
CGGUGACUAAGUCGCCGGGGCCGGGCAGCACCAGGGGUAGUCCGUCGGUUGUGUUGUAGUCCCCUUAAAUUACUGCUUGCAGUCAGUAGUGGAUCCGCAGUUCUUGUAUGUUGCCGUGCCGUUGUGUGUCACUUUCUGGCCGUUGACGGGAGCGCACUUGCUGGUUUCUGGUGUAAUGGAACUGGAUAAAAUGGACGAAAACGACUGGAAGUAUCACGGAGAAGGAAACAAGAGUCUGGUGGUCUCACACGUACAGCAUCCCAGAGUUCUGCGCCUACUCAAGUAUCCAGCAGAGGACUCUGAAAACCCUCCACAGACAGCAGAGCAGGCGUACAGGCAGAUCCAGAACAUUGUUGACUUCAGCUCCAACGUGAUGAGCAGCCUGCUCGGGGAGAAGUUUAUCCACAGCGGGGAAGUGGUUAAACUGCCUCUCGAGUUUGUGCGACAGUUAUCAAUCAAAGUCCAACAUCAACGUCCAGCGUGGCGCUGUGAUAAGGUGAUGGACAUCUACAGUGGGUGUGCUCUCUGUCUGCCCAACCUGACGUCUCCAGCCCUCCACCAGCCGACACACACUCCCCCACUCUGCAUCGAGAUCAAGCCUAAAUGCGGUUUCCUGCCAUCCCCCAAACAUGUCAGCAAAGACAUCAAGACCAAAGUGUGUCGCUACUGCAUGCACCAACACUACAAGGUGGCCAACGGGAAGUGGAAGAGACGCAGUUUUUACUGUCCACUCGACCUGUUCUCAGGGAACAGACAGAGAAUGCACUUUGCCAUCAGACACCUGAUAGAAGAACCUCAGAACAACUUCAAAGUAUUCAAGGGCGGUCAGUGUAUUUACAGCAGUAAGGAAGGCAGCGACGAGUCGCCGGACAUGAACUCUCUGCUGCAUCAUCUCAGACCUUACUUCCUACACACAAACAAUCGAAUGAACAGUCACGUGACCAGCAAAGCAGUCCUGAACGACUUCAUCCAGGUCCUGGUGAAUGCCCUGCUGAGCAGUGGAGGAGGAGAUGGCAGUGUGGUGGCGGACAGACAAGCGGAGGGGCGGGGUUUCUGUGAGGCGAGCAUCUUCAACAAAGAGAGGAUUCGCCACGGUUCUCGAGGUUUACCCAGCGACAGUGUUUUGUUCAGGAUCCUUCAGACGCAAAUGUUGGACACAUUGGACAUCGAAGGACUUUAUCCUCUUUACCGCCAGGUGGAGCAACACCUGCAGGACUUCCCCAAAGAGAGGACUCGUCUUCAGAUAGAAGGACCGUACAACGAAGCGUUCUUGGAGAAGCUGCAGAAAUGUCCGUCAGAGAACGACGGCUCUGUGGAGUACGCUGUUGCAAAGGUGCACCAGUACCGUGUGGCCAUGACAGCCAAGGACUGCUCCAUCAUGGUCGCCCUGGUGCCCAGCAGUGAGGAGGAAGAGGACAAUGAAAGUCUUUCCAGUCAGAGGCAGCUCAGGGACUUCAGACCUCCUGCUUUCUCCUAUUCGGCCUCCAUCCUGGAUUUGGACCCAAAGCCGUUUGACAGCAUCCCCCGCCAGCUGCGCCUGGACCAGAAAAUCGUCUCCUGUUAUCUGAGGACUGGCGGUGCCUUGCCAAAGGGCCCUGUGAGAGAGAAGGAGGACUGCACGCUGCUCUUUCACCCCAUGUGAGCGCCCAGUCUGAGUCCUGAAGAGGAGGUUAACUGCGGCCCUGAUGCCUCUGAUGAAGAGGAGAUGCAGCGUUGGUGGGAUUUUGACCACCCUCAGCGCAGAGCUGCAGCUCCUCACCGCACCUCUGUUGCUGCUCUGCAGGUCACCUCAGAAUAACCAGAUAUUUGAGUGACUUCCAGGUGUUUCUGUUACUGAUUCGAGAGCAUUUGUAUCGCCCCAUCGGGAGGUGAAUUCGAACAUCUGUCAUGCUUUAUUAAGAGCUUCUCCUGCUUUAAUAAAGCGUAUGGUGACAGUUAAGAAUUAACCUCCAGAUUGCUGCAUGUGGCAGUGCUGCAGAAGACAGAGAAGAGGGGAAGUGAUGGAGAAGCAGGUUGUUGGGCUGAUGUCAGUUGAUGUCAGAGGUUUGAUUCUGAGCAGGCUUUGCUUCCGUGCUGAAAGAGGUGGCGUGAUGUUUGGUCAUAAGCGAAACGCUGCCUCCCUGUUUGUCCCAAACCCCCAUUGGUUUAAUCUGCUAAAUAUGUGAAAGGUCAAGCCGUGAAGCAACAACACAAACCUUCCAAAGUGGAUACAAGCAGAAAGCUGUGUUCAUGUCACUCUGGAGCCACUUUCAUUUUCAAAUUGUUAUUUGGCUUCAUAAAAAUGGACUCACAGUGUGCCAGUUUUGGUACAUGUGUCCUCUUGUGAAAGUUUAACUAGAUUGAUCAGAGAGGUGCCUCCACUCCAGUAAUGUUGUGUUGUUGAUGCUCACAGUCAGUCUUUUAUUCAGGAUUAGAGGAGUAAAACAAGGGUCUGGAUGGUACUGUUUGAUUAAAAAUAAUAUAGUGUCUGAGUAAAUGAAAAAAGUUAGCAAAACUGAUUCAAUCUACAGUCUGAUGUGACUGUGUCAGCAACACUGAGCUUCAUGAUGUACUCAGGUAAAGUGACCCUUUUAGGUACAGCUGGGCC